Molecule: messenger RNA, 1185 nt
Organism: Schistosoma spindalis
Lineage: Eukaryota; Metazoa; Platyhelminthes; Trematoda; Strigeidida; Schistosomatidae
Source: the annotation of a GenBank genome assembly
AUGACAAAAACAAAGAAGCGAUCCGUUGAUAGUUCAAAUGUUCUCUGUUCUCGUGAUGUGUCGAAAAUACGCAAAUUAAUGCGAGAAAAUAUUGAUGAAGAAAAAUUAGUUGUUUCGAAAUCCCUAACCGAUGACGCUGCAAUUAUAGAGUCAGAGUCUGAUAAUGAGGAAUCUGAGGAAGAAGGAUUCCAACUAAAUCUUCCUGAUUUCGAUUCAUGUGGUGGUGACGUUUUGGAAGAUGAUGAAGAUUGGAAGAAGUUUUUCAAAUCGACCAGCGAAAACAAGGAACUAGUGACAGAACUUAAAAAAAAUUUGGCUGAAUCAAAGUUGAAGAUUUCUGAAGAUAUGUCUCAGUACACUGGUAGUAUUAUUGGUGAUUUAGAUGAAGUAAGAGGAUUCGAAAGUUUAAAUGAACUUCCUGAAGAACUACGGGAUCAUUUAAAUCUUUUAAUUGAUGUACUUAGAAGUUACAGAAGUGGACCAUUACCAAAAACAAUCAAAAUGUUACCACAUUUAGAUGGAUGGGAUAGUUUGUUAGAGAUGUUAAAACCAUUAGAAUGGUCAGUUCAUGUAUAUCCACGUAUUGUUAAAGUGUUUGCAUCUAAAGGUCAUGAACCAGCAAAUCACUUUUUUGAAUCUUAUCUAUUACCCAAAGUGAAACAAGAUAUUGAAGAAAACAAACGUUUAUGUGUUCAUUUAUAUGAAGCAUUAAUUGCAUCUAUGUUUCGACCAGAAGAGUUUGUUUCUGGUGUUUAUCUACCUUGGGUUCAGUCGGAGAUGUCCAAAACUGAGGGUGUAAUCCUAUCCAAUCUAAUUAAAAGAGCGACAUUAAAAUCACGUUUUGCUGCAGUCGCUCUUGCUCUUACAUUAGAAGAGGAUUUCAGCAUUCCUCGAUCAAUGGUUAUUGAGACAUUUUUAACUAAAAAGUAUCACUUACCAGAAGCCGCUGUCCAAAGAAUUAUCGAUUAUUUCAUUAGUUUUGAUAAAGAUUGCACUGUUUACUUCACCGAUGAAAAGCGUAUGCCGCUGACUUGGUUCAAAAGUUUAUUGGUAUUUUUGGAGUUUUAUAGGCAUUGUGUUAACCCGUCUCAACGUGAAAAGUUACUUAAAUUAUGUCGCCGUCAUGAACAUCCACAAAUAACACCAGAAAUUAGAAGUUUCCUGGGAACUAUUUCACCUAACUAA